This is a messenger RNA of Cryptococcus amylolentus CBS 6039, 1059 nucleotides long. RefSeq lists its product as hypothetical. The record is from RefSeq and is a predicted model, not a curated record. Gene Ontology annotation, molecular function: NAD binding; hydroxypyruvate reductase [NAD(P)H] activity; glyoxylate reductase (NADPH) activity. Bases 1 to 1059 code for a protein of 352 amino acids. Gene Ontology annotation, cellular component: cytosol. The transcript is spliced from 5 exons. NCBI's taxonomy places the organism in Eukaryota, Fungi, Basidiomycota, Tremellomycetes, Tremellales, Cryptococcaceae.
AUGUCCCCCAAGCCCCAGGUCAUCAUCGCAGGCGAGUCCCGCCCCGUCUGCCCUUCUCUUGCUCACACCAGCGCAGCCAACCCCAAGACUGGUCUCGUCUGGUCCAAAGAAGAACAAGCCUCCAAGCUUGGUCGAGUCGCGGACGUGCUUGAGCUCACGUCGCCCGACCGUGCCUCGUUCUUCAAAGACCUUGCCCCCGGUGGCCGGUACGGCAGUAUCGUUGGUAUCUACCGCCAUAACGAUUCCGUUUCAGCUAUAGGGCUCUUUGACAAGGAGCUCAUCAACAAGCUCCCCUCCACUCUCAAAUACAUCUGUCAUAACGGUGCCGGGUACGAUCAAAUCGACGUCGAAGCCUGUACCGCUAGGGGCAUUCAAGUGUCACACACACCUCAGGCUGUUGACGAGGCCACAGCGACCGUCGGAGCUUUCCUUGCCAUCUCUGCCAUACGUCAAUUCUGGCGUGCUGAAGUCAAUGUCCGAUCCGGCCAGUGGAAGGCUGGUCUGGCCCCUGCUCGUGACCCCGAAGGAAAGACUUUGGGCAUCGUGGGCAUGGGAGGCAUCGGAUCUGCUCUUGCCAGAAGACUACUGGCUUUCGACAUGAAGGUCAUCUACUACAACCGAAGGCCAAUCCAGCCUGCUCCCGACUUUCCCUGUACCUAUGUCAGCACUCUGGACGAGCUUCUGAAGCAAUCGGACGUGGUCUCUCUCAAUCUUCCUCUGAACGAGAAGACGAAGAGCAGUUUUGGAAGGCGCGAAUUUGGAUUGAUGAAGGACGGGAGUGUCUUGGUGAAUACUGCUCGAGGAGCUGUUGUUGACGAAGAGGCUUUGAUCGAAGCUCUGGAAAGCGGCAAGCUCGCCAGUGCCGGUAUCGAUGUCUUCCCCGAUGAGCCCAAUGUCAACCCCAAGCUUGUGGCUAUGGACAAUAUCACCCUGCUACCUCACAUGGGGACUGAAACGCGCGAUACGCAAAAGAAGAUGGAAAUCCUCGUACUGGAUAAUCUCGUAUCCGCCCUUGAAGGGAAGGGACUGCUGAACCAGGUGGCUGAACAAAAGUCGUAG